Messenger RNA from Oryzias latipes (Japanese medaka), 548 nucleotides. The record is from RefSeq and is a predicted model, not a curated record. NCBI's taxonomy places the organism in Eukaryota, Metazoa, Chordata, Actinopteri, Beloniformes, Adrianichthyidae.
GUCUUCUUACUCUUAGAGCCACAUGAGUUUCCAGCAGCAUCCCCACCAGGGCCAGUACCCAUACCAGGGCCAGCACCCACACCAUGGCCAGUACCCACCUCAUGGCCAUUGGAAUUCUCCUCUCCAUCCUCAGUAUCCACAAAGCUACUUUUCCCAGCAGUCCCCUCCACCCAGUUUCCCGGUUCCCCCGAUUGCCACUGGUCCUCCCUAUUCUGGACUGGGAUACCCUCCCCAUCCUGCCUAUCAGGGAGGAUACUCUGGUCAAUUCCAGCCAAUUAACCAGUCCCAACCUGACCAUCAUUGUGUGAAGGAUUCCAAGAAGCGCAAUGGAGCAAAGGAAUUCAUCAAAUAUGUCGGUUUUAUUAGUGCAGGAAGACUUGUCUGUGACAGCUUGACGGAAAUCGUGGAGGAAGUGAUCUCAUAGAGCAGUGGAAAGAUAAUUCUUAGAGAUUGUGUUGUAGCCUUUGAGUGGAUCAAGAACUCCAACGCAGAAGCAAUUUUGCCUGGUUUUAUACAUCUGCUAAUAAAACAAAACUGAUGUAAAUGUG